AGGAGGAAGAGGCGGCGGCGGCGCCGCGCAGCGAUGGCGGCGGCGGCCGCGUUCAGCCUGAGGGAGGUUCUGGACGCGUUCCGCGGGUGCGUGACGGAGCAGCGGGAGGUGCUGCUGGAGCCUUACCUGAGCGGCUGGAGGGGGCUCAUCCGAUUCCUCCAGAGCUUGGGCACCGUCUUCUCCUUCAUCUCCAAGGACGCCGUGGCCAAGGUGACCCUGCUGGAGGAGCUUUGCCACCAGCACCGUUUCGUGUCGGUGCAGCGCAUGGUGCAGCAGGAGCUGGCGGCGGGACCCGCAGCGCUGCGGGCUCAGCCCGGCUCCGGCUGCCGCACCCUGCUGCGGCUGCACCGCGCCCUGCGCUGGCUGCAGCUCUUCCUGCAGGGGCUGCGCUCGGGGGAUUCGCGCACCUCCGUGCUCUGCACCGACGCUUACAACGCUUCUCUGGCUCAGCAUCACCCCUGGCUGAUCCGCAAAGCCGCCACCGUGGCGUUCUGCGCGCUGCCGUCCCGCGAUGCUUUCCUGGACAUCAUGAACGUGGGGCCGCCCGAGGAGGCUGUGGCCAUGCUGGGGGAGGCCAUCCCCUACAUCAGCGAUGUUUACAGCAUCACCCAGGAGCUCUUCGAGAAGAACGACCUGCUCGACCUGCCCUGACCUUCACAGCAUCACCCAGGAGCUCUUGGAGCAAAAAUCGUUUUUUGGUUUUUUUUUUUCUCUCUGUCCGCGUUUUUUUUCUUUCCAGCCCGGAGCUGAGGAGUUUGGCCAAACUAUUCAGGAUGCCUCACUUUAUAAAUGUGGACCACUUGUUCUUGUUAUUUUUAUAUCUUUGUCUGUAGAGCUCUACAAUUAGAACAAAAAAAUCCACGUUAGGAUGAGCUGCUAAGGGAUUUAUUAUUUCCCUUUUUUUAAAAUUUUCUUCUUAAUUUCUGUGCAUUUACAGCAACAAAUUUGAGCUGUGGUGUCUGAACACGUUUAUACCCCAUGGGAGCUCACCUUGGUUUGUACAAAAAACCCACCUGGGGGGGCUUCACUUGCAGAAUUUCAUCCUGAGGAAAAGAAGCUCCUCAUGGAACUGAAGGAAAUGGGGGUGGAUGUCUUUACCUUAAGAGAAAAAUGAUCCUGGAGCAGGGAUCCAUCCAGAGCACCUUCCCUGCCCCUCAAAUCCCUUUGCUUUUGCACUUGGGAUUUGUGCAGCACGUUGGGAUUUGUGCUGCACAGUCCCCUCUGUCCAGCCCAGCCUGGAGCUCUUUGCUCCUGACUUGUGUUCUGUGUGUUUAUUUUUUUUUUAAUGAAUGUAUCAAAUGCCUACAAAAAGGAUUUUCCUGCCUCUCUCAGGGGGGAAAUCCACACUUGUACUGUGAAUCACUGCUUUGGGAGGCACUGGGAGAGCCAAAGAUGCCAGGGGGGGUUGGCUGAGCUUUUGGGGAGCUGGAAAAGCAGUGCAGGGUGACAGGGACACCUGGGGCAUCCCCCAGGCUGAUUGGCUCUUCCUGGCCUCAUGUAACACUGCACAAUGCAGGAAAUCACAAUUACCUCAUGGAGACUGGACUCACUGGACAUUAAAUUCUGUGAAGAAUGA
This is a messenger RNA of Catharus ustulatus (Swainson's thrush), 1576 nucleotides long. RefSeq names its product ceramide-1-phosphate transfer protein (gene CPTP). The coding region runs from base 34 to 651 and encodes 205 amino acids. The record is from RefSeq and is a predicted model, not a curated record. Gene Ontology annotation, molecular function: ceramide 1-phosphate transfer activity; ceramide 1-phosphate binding. Gene Ontology annotation, cellular component: membrane; cytoplasm; cytosol. The transcript is spliced from 2 exons. Gene Ontology annotation, biological process: ceramide transport; intermembrane lipid transfer. Lineage: Eukaryota; Metazoa; Chordata; Aves; Passeriformes; Turdidae.